Molecule: messenger RNA, 3567 nt
Organism: Triplophysa rosa
Lineage: Eukaryota; Metazoa; Chordata; Actinopteri; Cypriniformes; Nemacheilidae
Gene: rhpn1
Product: rhophilin, Rho GTPase binding protein 1
Exons: 16
Coding region: 758-2794 (678 amino acids)
Biological process (GO): negative regulation of stress fiber assembly; signal transduction
Molecular function (GO): protein binding
Source: RefSeq, a predicted model, not a curated record
GAGAAACAUCUACGCGCUGAGGCAACAAGUGGAUUUAGUGAUUUCGUCAGAUCUUAGUUUUAAGAUCACGUUAUGUAUAUAAAUUAAAUGUUUUCAAACAUAGGAAGAGUUCAGGUCGCGUCAGUAGUACAUGAAGUGAGUGAUGUGAGGCAGUUAAAGUGGAGUUUGUUAUCUAACGGCUGUGUUUGAGGGGAUUUACGGUUAAAUGCUCGCAGUUGGGUAAUGCGCGCGCGACCCUCUGCGUUGUUGUGAGUGCACGCGCGUCUUCAUUACAGGUGUAAAGAGAGAAAGUUGUGCAGGUGAAUUCAUGAUGUCUGAUUCUGGAUCAGAUGAAGAUGUAAAUAGGCUCACAGCUGAGGAGGGGGGAUCAACAGAAUCCGUCCGCAAGCGGCAGGUGUCCUAUUUUGGACAUACAAUAUCCGCGGAGGGGGUUGCAACGGACCCGGAGAAGACCAGAGUGGUGGCGCAAUGGCCAAGGCCAGCUACUGCAGCAGAACUUAAAUCAUUUUGGUGUUGCGGGAUACUAUAGGCGAGUUGUGAAGAACUUUUCUCAGUUAGCGGCACCUUUGCAUGGCAUUGCAGCAGUGGACUAGGGCUGUCACGAUAAACCGACGAUAAAUAUCAGGUGAUUUAUGCACAGCUUUUGAGUGAAGUACGGGAAAAUGCUGCUGCAUCCGAAAGCCAGAGGGCGCUCUCGUGCGGAAACUCCAAAUACACACUGCAGAAGAAGACCAUGACGCCUUCUAGAAUCUAGGAAAUGCCUAUGGACAUCUUUUUAUCACUGUUACUCAAGCCUCAUCAGGGAUGUGACCCUCUGGUUUCAACCCAGCGCAGCAAACUGCAACAACGGAGAGCUAAACUCAACCAGCAGAUCAACCGUGAGCUCCUUCUGCGCACCGGAGCAGAAAAUCUCUACAGAGUCAGCAGCAAUCAGAAGGUAUUGGAGACUGUGGCGUUGGAGUUGAGCUUUGUCAACUCAAACCUUCAACUUCUCAAAGAGGAACUGGAGGAACUGAACAGCACCAUGAACGUUUAUCAGACUGAGAGUGAGACAGUAAAUGUGCCCAUGAUUCCACUGGGGUUGAAGGAGACUAAAGAGAUUGAUCUGACAGUCCCGCUUCAGGAUUUUAUCAGCGAACAUUAUGGUGAGGAUUCCUCUCUAUACCUGAAUGAAAUCCACGAGUUCAUGGAGCUUAGACAGGCCAUGCGAACUCCCACUCGGAAUGAUUCGGGCCAGGAGCUGCUGAUGGAAUAUUACAAUCAGCUCUAUUUCCUGGACCAGCGUUUCUACUCGCCUCACAGAACUCUGGGAAUUCAUUUCCACUGGUAUGAUUCACUGACCGGUGUGCCGUCGGUUCAGAGAGCGCUGGCGUUCGAGAAAGGAAGCGUUUUGUUUAACAUCGGAGCGCUUCAUACUCAGAUUGGAGCCAGACAGGAUCGCUCGACGCUGACUGGCAGUCAGAACGCCAUCGAUGCUUUUCAGAGAGCCGCAGGUGCGUUUCUCUACUUGCAGGAGAAUUUCUCUCACGCACCCAGUCUGGAUAUGAGCAGCUCGGCUCUGAGCAUGCUGGUCCGGCUCAUGGUGGCUCAGGUUCAGGAGUGUGUGUGUGAGAAAGUCAUUCUGAACGUGCAGGACAACAAUCUGAAUGUGUUACUGCAAGCGGCACAGGAGGCAGCAAGGGUAUCAGACGUAUAUUCUCUGGUUCUUCAGGCCAUGUCAGUACCGUUGCUGAAAGACUAUGUUCCUUUCUCCUGGAUCUCAAUGGUUCAGGUGAAAACGCAUCAUUUCCGAGCACUGGCUCAUUAUUACACAGCUGUGGCACUGUGUGACUGCUCAGGUAUGAGAUAUGAUGAUGAAGAUGAUGAAGGUCGAGAGAUUAAAGCUCUCAUACAGAUUCACACCAGAUGCCCAGACAAACUCAACCUUCAGGAUCCAGAGGACAAACGCAGACUGGGUAAAGCUCAUCUCCGUAAAGCCAUCAUACGGCACGAGGAAGCCCUGCGUCUUCACGGCGUGUGUAAGAUGCUUCGUAAGAUGGACAUCCUGCAGGAGGUUCUGUCACGAGCUCACGCGCGCUCGCUGGAGAAAUACUCCGAUAUCGAUCAGGAAGACGAUUUUUGUGAGGUCGCCGAGGCUCCAGAGAUUCAGUCUCACACACAACAGAAGCCUGAUAUUAAAACUCCUGAUUUCAGUGCGCUCAGAGUGACUGAUAUUUUCCAUCGACUGGUAACACACACACACACACACACACUCUUUCAGAGGCUGAUAGUGACGCUACAGAACCGUGUGACGUUCAUCUCUGUUGUACAGGGUCCUCUGACUGUGUUUUCUGCUCGAAGCCGAUGGCAGAGGCAUCACGUGUGCUUAGUUCGAGGAGAGACGGGACUAGGACUUACACUCCGAGGUGAUUCGCCGGUUCUGGUUGCCGGGGUGUUGCUAGGGGGAUGUGCUGCGGAGGCGGGGAUCCGCGAGGGCGAUUACAUCAUAGCCAUUAAUGGCGUAGACUGCAGGUGGGCGGAGCAUGCAGAGGUCGUUCACGCCCUGAAGAGCUGCACAGAGAGAGGACUAGAGCUCGACGUCAUCACGCUACAAACACACGAGAUAGAGAGAAGGACGAUUCUUUCAUCCACCGGUGAUAAAGAGACUCAGUCAUGCGGUUCGAGGAAGCAGGGCCGGGAUUACGAGCGUUCGUCAUGGAACUGGAGCUGGAGGAGCGGUGGAGUCCGCAAGAGACUCGGAAGCAAUUUCAAUCUUUCCUUUGGAAACUUCCGUGAAGGUGAAUCCAUGUACUGAGAAGAAGAUAAGCACUAUUCUACCUUCUGAAAACUGACUACACAAAUCAGUCCAGCAGAGCACACGUGAUUUCAUGCUUACAUGCGGUUAGAUUUAAAGAGCUGAACAAAAAUCACAUGGCACAAAACUAGAUUAGAAGAACAGAAGUAAAGCACACUGAAGAGGUUUUUCUCAGUGGGGAUGAGUGAUUUUCUUACACGUGUAGCUGAAUGAUGUUUAAUUCGAUAAAAAGUAUGAAAGCGAGUGUCAUCUGCACUGAAAUGAUGGUAGAGGUUUAUUCACAACUGUCUUCACUCUUUCUUCAAUGAGCAUCAUGGCAUCUUUAAAAUAAAGGAUGCUUGUUUUUAUUCAAUGAAAACACAUUUUGAUAAGUUUCUACAUAGCAUGUGGGGCCACUGUAAAUAUAUCAUAAUGCCCUUGCACACCAAAUGUUUUAGAACAAGGUUUUUCUCCAUGUCGCAUGCUUAGUGUGUCUCGGGUUUGUCAUCAUCACAAAAGGACAAUAAUAAUCACACAAAACAUUAAUGAGACACAGCAAGACCUUCAAGCAAUAAUAAGAAAAUGUUUGACUUGAACCAGUUUCAGUUUAUAUUGUUAAGAGCUAGGAGGUUUUUGUAUUAUGUAUUUUUGCACAGGAAAAAAAUUGUUUUGUGUUGUUUUGUGUGUUAAGACUAAGUCGUUCUUGUUUUCCGUUUGUUGUCAGAUAUGAUUUGUAUUAGCCAGCAUUCAAACUGCACUCUGCCUUCAUGAAUUAAAACAGUAUUUCCAUCUCA